Messenger RNA from Chanos chanos (milkfish), 513 nucleotides. RefSeq lists its product as uncharacterized. The transcript is spliced from 7 exons. Bases 1 to 513 code for a protein of 170 amino acids. NCBI's taxonomy places the organism in Eukaryota, Metazoa, Chordata, Actinopteri, Gonorynchiformes, Chanidae. The record is from RefSeq and is a predicted model, not a curated record.
AUGAAUCUUUUCUGCUUCUCUUUGGAGGGCUCUAUGGACAGCCUCUAUGAGGCAGUACACAGCUCCAGUGAAACUCAGGUCUACACCAUCCCCAGCCGCUCAUGCAGUCCAGCCAUGCUGCUGGAGGACACCACCAGGUGGCCUGCCACUGGACGCUCCGUCUCCAUGGAGAUUUCACAGAUCAACACAGAUCACAAAUCAAACAAUUCUAAGAAGAAGAAAAAAAGAACCCUAACCAAAUCUGUGUCUGACAAUGAAGCUUUAGACAAUACCAUAUGCGCAAAUGAUCCUUGGCUGCCGUCCAAAAACCACAAAGAUUUAGUCACCACCACUAAGACCAAUCAGAAUGAAGAGCCAGUGAGGAAGUUUGCUGAUGCUCAGACAGAACCCAGACAUCAUCAGAUGAACUUAGAGAAAACAGAGAAAGAGCCGUCCAUCCAGCAAAUGGUCUAUUAUGAAGGAUGGAACCCAAACAAAGAGCGUCCAAACAGCAGACCAGGAGAUGUGGUAUGA